AUGAGAAACUGGGUAUCGCCACGAAAUACCGCCCUUCUUCUGCCUCAAGUUGACCAAGACACGGCCGACCGAUUGGGCGUCCUCGAAGCACAAGUGGCCGAAAUGCGAAAGCUCUUGGAGCGUCAACCUACUUCAGUGGUCCAGCCAGUUCCAUCGACAUUGUCUCAGACUGCUACAUCGCAUACUGAUCUCGACACGCGAAUCGCGGAUAUAUCUCCUAGUGACAGACUUCCACCGAGGGGUGUUGUCGGCUAUUUCGUCCAGCUAUACCUCAAAUAUUGUAACUGUCAGCCACUUCCUCUGUUCUCCUUUGAGCACCUGACAACCACUUUUAGCUCGCGAGACCCCGAAUUAAUACUAGCGAUGCUGGCCCUCGCGUCGCGCUUUGACCUCGACAACUCCGCCGUCAGUCAGGCAGAUCUAUCACGCACGUUCGAAAGUCGCGCAACUCCGGCAAGAGACAUGAUCAUGCGUCGAGUUACCCAUGGUCCUAUUGAGCUUUCCACGAUCCAAGCAUUAUGCCUCCUCAGCGUAGCAGAAUUCAAUCACGGAAAUACGCCACGGGCUAGCACCUACAUUUCGCUUGCAAUUGAUCUCGUUUCAUCCUCGGGACUGUCUUCAGAGCAUCGAAGACUGAACUAUGACCAUAUUGACGACGAGCGACGACGAUGCUAUUGGAGCGUAGUACUUUUGAGAAAUCUCUACGGAGUAUCGUCCAGCACAUUUUCGUUUGUUCAGGAUGAAAGGACACCCAAGCUUCCUCAAAGACCACAGCCUCCUGCAGGCAUUAGCUCUCAAAUGACCGAUGCAGCCCUGGAGCAGCCGGAUGGUCCGAGUUCCUCUACUGAACCAUCUGAUCAUGGAAUCUUCGCUUAUGUCGUCCAGCUGAGCCAAGUCUGGCAGAGAGCUGUCAGGUUUGCAAACAGGCGUGGAAACGUCGGUACCCUUCCUGCCUGGUCUCCACAAUCCGAGUAUUCCCAGAUCACUGCUGAACUCAUGGAAGUCGAGACACGAUUGCCGUAUAAGUAUCGCUUUCGGCCUUCCCGAUUUCUGAAUCAAGAUCACCAUGAGCUCGAGCAGCACCGUGACUUCUGGGCCUCCUGGAUUUUGCUCCAGAUUCUUUACCACACUAUCCUCUGUCUGCUCAACCAUCCCCUUCUGUUGUUUCUCCGCCUUCGGAAUUUCAGAGUCACGAUGGUACCAGAGGUCUUUCUUCAGCACACAGCUGAUCUCACGGAAACUCACACAGAAUGGGUCAUACACAUGCUGGACUUGUGCGAGAAGAAUGGAUUCCGACAGUUUGAUCCAUUCUUGGCGCACUGCGCCGCUAUCGCUGCGACAAUCUAUUUGCAGCAGAGCUUUUCCGAUGACAACGAAGUGAGGACAGCGAAGCAGGGCAGUUUCAGAAAGUGCGUCUCAUUCAUUCGAGAUCUGGGCUCAUUUUGGCCUUACGUUAAUCAACUUGCCGACAAGAUUGAAGACUUUGAAAAGGUCGUGUCGAACUCUUUCCACGAUUCUGCAUCUCAAAGACCUCCAAAUUCCCGCAUCUCCAUCGAUCUGAGUUUGUUCUGGGAGAUUAUCGAGGCCUCCUUUGUCAGUGAGCUCCCCAAGGAUGCUGACGGUUACUUCGGUGCUUCCCUCACCUCUCAUCGUCAAUCAUCUUCCUCCGGAGAAGUCCUUCGCAGCCGUCUUUUACCUAAACCCACUCGUCUCAAUCAUCAUAAUAUAGCAUUACGGGCUGAAGAUGCCGAGUCCACAACUGCCUUCCUUCCGAGAGAUUCUACUCAAAAUUCCGAAGUUCGUACUGCUGACUUUAUAAACGAAGAAGUGUCGAUUUUGGCACAAAGCUAUUUUGCACAGGGACAAGAUUUGGCUGGAAGCCUGGAUGAUUGGUGGCUUUCAGGACAGCCGACCUGA
Cladophialophora bantiana CBS 173.52 is the source of this 1917-nucleotide messenger RNA. RefSeq lists its product as uncharacterized. Bases 1 to 1917 code for a protein of 638 amino acids. The transcript has 6 exons. Gene Ontology annotation, molecular function: DNA binding; zinc ion binding. NCBI's taxonomy places the organism in Eukaryota, Fungi, Ascomycota, Eurotiomycetes, Chaetothyriales, Herpotrichiellaceae. The record is from RefSeq and is a predicted model, not a curated record. Gene Ontology annotation, cellular component: nucleus. Gene Ontology annotation, biological process: DNA-templated transcription.